Molecule: messenger RNA, 876 nt
Organism: Poeciliopsis prolifica (blackstripe livebearer)
Lineage: Eukaryota; Metazoa; Chordata; Actinopteri; Cyprinodontiformes; Poeciliidae
Product: R-spondin-2-like
Exons: 5
Coding region: 1-876 (291 amino acids)
Source: RefSeq, a predicted model, not a curated record
AUGCAUCUGCGACUCUUUGCCUUUGGGAUGACCUUGCUUUGUGAGGUGAUCAGGAUGGGGUCGGGCGUCACGCAGAAGCGAAGCGCUGAGUCAGACUGGGUGGAAAGUGUUAGUGGAAAUCUUUCGCCCGACUCAUCAGCGAGCAUCUGGAGGUUUACCGUGAGGAGGCAGCAGGAAGCCUCCUCCUUCCACGAUUUCCAUGGAGCCCAGAGCCAAGAUGCUGAUCUUCUGCAUCUUGAGGAUUUAUGGAGCCUUCCUUCCCCACCUGCUUUCCUUUCUUGCCCUCGUCUUAUUUUUGUUUUAAUAUUUCCUCGAAUAAUCCGGAUCUGUCUUAAUGUGCUUCCUGCAGCUCACAGAGAGACGUCAGAAGACUGUCAGAGUUGUCUGGAGUGUUCGCGGGACAACGGCUGUGUACGCUGCCCAGAGCGGCUCUUCCUGUUUCUCCAGAGGAAAGGGAUGUCUCAUCAUGGGACGUGUCUCCAUUCCUGUCCAACCGGACACUUUGGGCAAAGAGGGAGGGAUGUGAACCGCUGCAUGAAAUGCCGCUCGCUGGACUGCGAGCUUUGUUUCAGUCGGGACUUCUGCACCAAGUGUAAGCCUGGCUUCAAGCUGCACAAAGGCAAGUGUUUGAUCCACUGCCCAGAGGGAACCUUCGCUCAUCAGACAGACUGCCUCGAGGUCUGUCCCCUGCCUCCGCUGGGAGAGUGGAGCGAGUGGAGCGUCUGCGUCCGUGACGGCGCCACCUGUGGUUUCAGAUGGGGAAAGCAGACCCGGGUCCGGGAGAGCAGCCAGAGCGGGAAAGCGACUGAAAAAGCGUCGGUCUGUCCGCCCCAACGUGAAACACAAAGGUGCAGGAUGAAGAAAAAUGUCCCAUAG